UAGUGUGAUUGUUGUUUGCCAGCGUCAUCUAAAAAGAUUUUCUUUUUCGAAUUUCUAUUUCAAUAAUAAUUGGCAAUAUUUUUUUUUCUCGAUAAUAUUCCACAACAUAAAUAAUCACAUCAUGGCACCACCAAGUACUGGAAAAGCGGUAAAAAAAUCUGGUAAAGCCCAGAAAUCUGUUCGUGUAUCGGAUAAAAAGAAAAAACAUCGCCGCCGUAAAGAAUCAUUCUCAAUCUAUAUCUAUAAAGUAUUGAAACAAGUACAUCCAGAUACUGGAAUAUCAUCCAAAGCAAUGUCUAUAAUGAAUUCAUUUGUGAAUGAUAUUUUUGAACGUAUAGCUGCUGAAGCAUCAAGAUUAUCACAUUAUAAUAAACGUACCACAAUUACAAGUCGAGAAGUACAGACUGCUGUACGUCUUUUAUUGCCUGGUGAAUUGGCCAAACAUGCUGUAUCCGAAGGUACAAAAGCUGUAACCAAAUAUACAUCAAGUAAAUAAGAAACCAAGACAA
Messenger RNA from Dermatophagoides farinae (American house dust mite), 509 nucleotides. RefSeq names its product histone H2B. The record is from RefSeq and is a predicted model, not a curated record. Gene Ontology annotation, molecular function: structural constituent of chromatin; protein heterodimerization activity; DNA binding. Lineage: Eukaryota; Metazoa; Arthropoda; Arachnida; Sarcoptiformes; Pyroglyphidae. Gene Ontology annotation, cellular component: nucleosome.